CUGAGCGUUUGCCCGCAGGUGUCCGAGGCGAGGCGAGGCGAGGCCCCGCGGGACAGCCGGCUUUGACCCCAUGGUGGGUUUCGGGGCUAACCGGCGGGCCGGCCGCCUGCCCUCCUUCGUGCUGGUGGUGCUGCUGGUGGUGAUCGUCAUCCUCGCGUUCAACUACUGGAGCAUCUCCUCCCGUCACGUUCUGCUUCAGGAGGAGGUGGCCGAGCUGCAGGGCCAGGUCCAGCGCACCGAGGUGGCCCGCGGACGCCUGGAGAAGCGCAAUUCCGACCUCUUGCUCAUGGUGGACACACAUAAGAAACAGAUCGACCAGAAGGAGGCCGACUACGGCCGCCUCAGCAGCCGGCUGCAGGCCAGAGAGGGCCUGGGGAAAAGAUGUGAGGAUGACAAGGUUAAACUACAGAACAACAUAUCUUAUCAGAUGGCAGAUAUACAUCAUUUAAAGGAACAACUUGCUGAGCUUCGCCAGGAGUUUCUUCGACAAGAAGAUCAGCUUCAAGACUAUAGGAAGAAUAAUACUUAUCUUGUGAAGAGGUUAGAAUAUGAAAGUUUUCAGUGUGGACAACAGAUCAAGGAGUUAAGAGCACAACAUGAGGAAAAUAUUAAAAAGUUAGCAGACCAAUUUUUACAGGAACAAAAGCAGGAGGUCCCCAAGGUUCAAUCAAAUGAUGGAAAAGAACUGGGUAUAAAUGAUCAUGUAAUACCUAACAAUAUUCCAAACAUAGCUGAGAAUGCUGCAAAUGAGGAACCCUCAAGUAAUCAUAUUCCACAUGGGAAAGAACAAAUCAAACGAAUUGGUGAUGCAGGCAUGCCUGGAAUAGAAGAGAAUGACCUAGCAAAAGCUGACGAUUUUCCCGCUGCUUUAAAGAAGCCCCCUGUUUUAGGUUCUCCACAUGAAAGUCAUCAAGCAAUCUCUCAUCUCCCAACUGGACAAUCUAUUUCAGCAAAUAUGGCUCCAGGUUCACAUGUAAACCACAAUGGAAAUCCUGGUAUGUCCAAACAGAACCCUUCCAAUCCUCUUCAGCACUUAAUUCCAGAUUCAAACUUGGUGAGAGAACCCAAAAUUCAAACAGAUGUACUGAAGCAGGCCACCAAGGACAGAGUCAGUGAUUUCCACAAACUGAAGCAAAGCCGAUUCUUUGAUGAGAAUGAAUCCCCUGUUGAUCCGCAACAUGGCUCUAAACUGGCGGAUUAUAAUGGGGAUGAUGGUAACGUAGGUGAGUAUGAGGCAGACAAGCAGGCUGAGCUGGCUUACAAUGAGGAAGAAGAUGGUGAUGGUGGAGAGGAAGACGUCCAAGAUGAUGAAGAACGAGACCUUCAGAUUGAUCCUGCAGACUAUGGAAAACGUUUCAAUGAUGUCCUUUAAUGCCUAAAGUAAAACUUCAGAAAACCAAAAGUGCUGUAAAAAUGGAAUAAUUUCUACUUUGUCAACUUUAACUUUUGUUGUAAAGAUCAGUUGUAUCAGUUGUAAAGAUACAUUGUGAUAGAUUUAGGGAAAAACUUUAUUGAAGAAGUGUACCUAUGUACAUAAGGGAACUUUUUCAUACUGUAUUGUCAAAGCAGAAAUGUUUUUGGUUAUGACACAGUGGAACCAAAAACAAUUAAUCUUUGCAUUUAAAGCAAACUAAUGUAUAUGCCACAUUUUAUUAAGCCCAUUUUUUCCCUACAGAUAGAAAGGCAGGAUAGAGUGGUUGUACAGAUUAUAAGUUGCACAUAGCAUAACCAUGGUGAGAAGUUAUUCAGCUGAAAAAUUGUUAUCCACUAAUAUAUUCUUGUUAGCCCAACAGAUGUUCUGUCUACCCUCAUUUAAUGCUCUUCAAGGAGUCAUAUUAGAAUAAUGACAGAAAAGAGGGGAAACUGAUGCCAAACACUGGAACAUUGGGCAACAUGUACAGAGUUACCUUCCCUGCUCCUUUUUUUUUUUUUUAACAUAAUGAUGCAUUUUGGUAGAUUCACUUUCAUCUGAUGCCUGAUGAAAGUUAAGAAAGUUUUCACAGACAUAACAAUAUUUAUGUUACGCCUUACUUAGUUCUUGAAGUUGUGGGAUGCAUGAUUGGCACUGUAUUUUCAAAUUUUAGCUUUUCAAGUAAUAACAGUGCUGUUCAGCUAUUGCCAGUGCUGGCUAAAAUUCUUUUUAUUUUCAGAGUUCAUUUAAAUGACAAAUCCUGAAAGGGACUAAAUCUAAUUUGAAAUGAAUCUGCAAUAUUUCAAAGCUUUUUCUGGUAGUUUUAAUGAUUUUAUUUGGUUAGACUUUUCCAGAACUACUAAAUAAGGAAUUUUAACAUUUUUAAUUCAUGUGCAGAUAAAUAAGUACAAUGCAGUCUACAGCUGUUUUAUUAAAAUGGCUUAAAGAUUUGUAAUAAAAAUGAAAUCUUUGUAAUUAAUGCAUUAGGUAAGAACCCAUCAACCUUACAGUUGCUAGACUUAUAGAGAUAUUUUCAAUGUAUUUUGUCUUUUUUGACAUAAUUCAUUAGGAUAUAUAAACUAAUCCUUACUUUCUGA
Messenger RNA from Jaculus jaculus (lesser Egyptian jerboa), 2508 nucleotides. RefSeq names its product golgi membrane protein 2 (gene Golm2). The coding region runs from base 71 to 1372 and encodes 433 amino acids. The transcript has 10 exons. The record is from RefSeq and is a predicted model, not a curated record. Lineage: Eukaryota; Metazoa; Chordata; Mammalia; Rodentia; Dipodidae.